CUUCGUCGUACAGGCCUCUGGUCUUUCUCCUUUUGAUCUUAAGUUUGUGCUCUCCUCAGGUGGCCGACGUGUUCCAGAAGCUGAAGAUCAGCAGCGACUAUCCUCUGGCUGAGACGAUGAUGAUGCUCGGCUUCUUCCUCACGGUGUUCGUGGAGCAAUCUGUGCUCACCUUCAGGAAAGAGAAGCCUUCCUUCAUCGAUCUGGAGACCUUCAAUGCCGUCGGGUCGGAGGCCGGCAGCGACUCGGAGUACGAGACGCCCUUCAUCUCCUCUAACCUUGGCACGCCGGGGGGCGCGGGCAGUCACCGCUCCCACAGACACCAGCACGGACACUUCAGCCCAGCCAAGCUGGCGGGGGCGGGGCCUCUGCGGCUGGCCAGCCUGGUGCUGGCUCUGUCUGCUCACUCUGUAUUCGAGGGCCUGGCGCUUGGCCUGCAGGACGAUGGAUCAAAGCUGACCAGCCUCUUCCUGGGCGUGGCUGUGCACGAGACGCUGGCCACAAUGGCCCUCGGGGUGAGCGUGGCCAAGGCAUCGCUUGGCAUGAAGGACGCCGCUAAGCUGGGCAUCACAGUCAGCCUUAUGAUCCCGCUGGGGAUGUUGGUGGGGAUGGGCAUCGAGUCGACCCAGACGCUGGCGGGCAGCGUGGUGUCUGUGGUGCUGCAGGGAUUUGCCGCGGGCACCUUCCUGUUCGUCACCUUCUUUGAGAUCCUCUCCCGAGAGCUGGAAGACAAACAGGACCGGCUGCUCAAAGUGCUUUUCCUCAUCCUCGGCUACACCGUGCUCGCUGCACUGGUCUUCAUCAAAUGGUGACACACAGGAAGUGCUUUACUCCAUAAAGGCAGCAAAGUCCAGAUGUAAGAGGCAAACAAAUCUGCACCAGCUGGACUAACCCAACUAACUAGCUCAAAUAACUCUUUAUUGUCUUCAGCUGUGUCUGUAGUGUUAACUGUUUAGUUAAGAGAACUAUUAUAGGUAACUUCUAUAUAUCAAAUAAUAUAUUUUAUAAACAAGGAAUGUAUCUCCUUAAAGAGCAACU
Notothenia coriiceps (black rockcod) is the source of this 1035-nucleotide messenger RNA. Its product is annotated as zinc transporter ZIP3. Gene Ontology annotation, biological process: zinc ion transmembrane transport. NCBI's taxonomy places the organism in Eukaryota, Metazoa, Chordata, Actinopteri, Perciformes, Nototheniidae. Gene Ontology annotation, cellular component: plasma membrane. The record is from RefSeq and is a predicted model, not a curated record. The annotation marks the transcript as partial. Gene Ontology annotation, molecular function: zinc ion transmembrane transporter activity. The transcript has a single exon.